Messenger RNA from Panthera uncia (snow leopard), 6963 nucleotides. RefSeq names its product attractin (gene ATRN). The coding region runs from base 87 to 4343 and encodes 1418 amino acids. Lineage: Eukaryota; Metazoa; Chordata; Mammalia; Carnivora; Felidae. Gene Ontology annotation, cellular component: Golgi apparatus. The record is from RefSeq and is a predicted model, not a curated record. The transcript is spliced from 29 exons. Gene Ontology annotation, molecular function: protein binding.
AGCCCCGCCCCGCACGGCCAGGCAAAGCGGAGCCGGCCGUGCGGUGUGUGUAUGUGUUCGCGGGGCGCCGUCUCAGCCCCGGGAAGAUGGUGGCGGCGGCGGCGGCGACUCAGGCGAGGCUGAGGAGCAGGACGGCGGCGACAGCGCUUGCGGGCAGGAACGGCGGGCAGCGCUGGGACUGGGACGCGACCGGGGCUGGGAGGCCGGGGCUGGGGGCCGGGCUGCGCCUUCCGCGGCUGCUGCUGCUGCUGCUGCUGCUGCUCCCGCCGCCGCUGCUGCUGCUGCCCUGGGCGGCCGAGGCCGCGGCAGCGGCGUCGGCGGUGUCGGGCUCAGCCGCAGCCGAGGCCAAGGAAUGUGACCGACCCUGUGUCAACGGCGGCCGCUGCAACCCUGGCACCGGCCAGUGCGUCUGUCCCACCGGCUGGGUGGGCGAGCAAUGCCAGCACUGCGGGGGCCGCUUCAGACUAACUGGAUCUUCUGGGUUUGUAACAGAUGGACCUGGAAAUUAUAAAUAUAAAACAAAAUGUACAUGGCUCAUUGAAGGACAGCCAAAUAGAAUAAUGAGACUUCGUUUUAAUCAUUUUGCUACAGAGUGUAGUUGGGAUCAUUUAUACGUUUAUGAUGGAGACUCAAUUUACGCACCACUAGUUGCUGCCUUUAGUGGCCUCAUCGUUCCUGAGAGAGACGGCAACGAGACUGUCCCCGAGGUUGUUGCCACAUCAGGUUAUGCCCUGCUGCAUUUUUUUAGUGAUGCUGCUUAUAAUUUGACUGGAUUUAAUAUCACUUACAAUUUUGACAUGUGUCCGAACAAUUGCUCAGGCCGAGGAGAAUGUAAGAUCAGUAAUAGCAGCAACACUGUCCAAUGUGAAUGUUCUGAAAACUGGAAAGGUGAAGCAUGCGACAUUCCUCAUUGUAUACACGACUGUGGUUUCCCUGAUCGAGGCAUUUGCAAUUCAAGUGAUGUCAGAGGAUGCUCCUGCUUCCCAGACUGGCAGGGUCCUGGAUGUUCAAUUCCUGUACCAGCUAACCAGUCAUUUUGGACUCGAGAGGAAUAUUCUAACCUAAAGCUCCCCAGAGCCUCUCACAAAGCUGUGGUCAAUGGAAAUAUAAUGUGGGUUGUUGGAGGAUAUAUGUUCAACCACUCAGAUUACAACAUGGUUCUAGCGUAUGACCUUGCUUCUAGGGAGUGGCUUGCCCUGAACCGUUCUGUGAACAAUGUGGUUGUUAGAUAUGGCCAUUCUUUAGCAUUAUACAAGGAUAAAAUUUACAUGUACGGAGGAAAAAUUGAUUCGACAGGGAAUGUGACCAAUGAGUUGAGAGUGUUCCAUAUUCAUAAUGAAUCAUGGGUGUUGUUGACCCCUAAAGCCAAAGAGCAGUAUGCAGUGGUCGGGCACUCAGCACACAUUGUCACGUUGAAAACUGGCCGAGUGGUCAUGCUGGUCAUCUUUGGUCAUUGCCCUCUCUAUGGAUAUAUAAGCAAUGUACAGGAAUAUGACUUGGCUAAGAACACAUGGAGUAUAUUACAUACCCAGGGUGCCCUUGUCCAAGGGGGCUAUGGCCACAGCAGUGUCUAUGACUACAGGACCAGGGCCCUGUACGUACAUGGCGGCUACAAGGCUUUCAGCGCCAAUAAAUACCGGCUCGCAGAUGAUCUCUACAGAUACGAUGUGGACACCCAGAUGUGGACCAUUCUUAAGGACAGCCGAUUUUUCCGUUACUUGCACACAGCUGUGAUAGUGAGUGGAACCAUGCUGGUGUUUGGAGGAAACACACACAAUGACACAUCCAUGAGCCAUGGCGCCAAAUGCUUCUCUUCAGAUUUCAUGGCUUACGACAUUACUUGUGACCGCUGGUCAGUGCUUCCCAGACCUGAUCUUCAUCAUGACGUCAACAGAUUUGGCCACUCGGCAGUCUUACACAACAGCACCAUGUAUGUAUUUGGUGGUUUCAAUAGUCUCCUCCUCAGUGACAUCCUGGUAUUCACCUCGGAACAGUGUGAAGCACACCGGAGUGAAGCUGCUUGUCUAGCGGCAGGGCCCGGCAUCCGGUGUGUGUGGGACACAGGGUCAUCUCAGUGCAUCUCCUGGGAGUUGGCAACUGAAGCACAAGAAGAAAAGUUAAAAUCAGAAUGUUUUUCCAAAGGAACUCUUGACCAUGACAGAUGCGACCAGCACACUGAUUGUUACAGCUGCACAGCCAACACCAACGACUGCCACUGGUGCAAUGACCAUUGUGUCCCUGUGAACCACAGCUGCACGGAAGGCCAGAUCUCCAUUUCCACAUAUGAGAAUUGCCCCAAGGAUAACCCCAUGUACUACUGUAACAAGAAGACCAGCUGUAGGAGCUGUGCCCUGGACCAGAACUGCCAGUGGGAGCCCCGGAAUCAGGAGUGCAUCGCCCUGCCUGAAAAUAUCUGUGGCAUUGGCUGGCAUUUGGUCGGAAACUCGUGUUUGAAAAUUACCACGGCCAAGGAGAAUUAUGACAAUGCUAAAUUGUCCUGUAGGAACCACAAUGCCUUUUUGGCUUCUCUUACAACCCAGAAGAAGGUAGAAUUUGUCCUUAAGCAGCUGCGAAUAAUGCAGUCAUCACAGAGCAUGUCCAAGCUCACCUUAACCCCAUGGGUUGGCCUUCGGAAGAUCAAUGUGUCCUACUGGUGCUGGGAAGAUAUGUCCCCAUUCACAAAUAGUUUGCUACAGUGGAUGCCGUCUGAGCCCAGUGAUGCUGGAUUCUGUGGAAUCUUGUCAGAACCCAGUACUCGGGGCUUGAAGGCUGCAACCUGCAUCAACCCACUCAACGGUAGUGUCUGCGAAAGGCCUGCGAACCACAGUGCCAAGCAGUGCCGGACGCCGUGUGCCUUGCGGACGGCGUGUGGAGAGUGCACCAGUGGCAGCUCAGAGUGUAUGUGGUGCAGCAACAUGAAGCAGUGCGUGGACUCCAACGCCUACGUGGCCUCCUUCCCUUUUGGCCAGUGUAUGGAGUGGUACACCAUGAGCAGCUGCCCCCCUGAAAAUUGUUCAGGCUACUGUACCUGCAGCCAUUGCUUGGAGCAGCCAGGCUGCGGCUGGUGUACUGACCCCAGCAAUACUGGCAAAGGGAAAUGCAUAGAAGGCUCCUAUAAAGGACCAGUGAAGAUGCCUUCUCAGGCCCCUGUGGGAAAUUCCUACCCGCAGCCCCUUCUCAAUUCCAGCAUGUGCCUGGAGGACAGCAGAUACAACUGGUCUUUCAUUCAUUGUCCAGCUUGCCAGUGCAACGGGCACAGCAAAUGCAUUAAUCAGAGCAUCUGUGAGAAGUGUGAGAACCUGACCACAGGCAAGCACUGCGAGACCUGCAUAUCUGGCUUCUACGGGGAUCCCACAAACGGGGGAAGAUGUCAGCCGUGCAAGUGCAAUGGGCAUGCGUCGCUCUGUAACACCAACACGGGCAAGUGCUUCUGUACCACCAAGGGCGUCAAGGGGGACGAGUGCCAGCUAUGUGAAGUAGAAAAUCGAUACCAGGGAAACCCUCUCAAAGGAACAUGCUAUUAUACUCUUCUUAUUGACUAUCAGUUCACCUUUAGCCUAUCCCAGGAAGAUGACCGCUAUUACACAGCCAUCAAUUUUGUGGCGACACCUGAUGAACAAAACAGGGAUUUGGACAUGUUCAUCAAUGCCUCCAAAAACUUCAACCUCAACAUCACCUGGGCCGCCAGCUUCUCAGCUGGAACCCAGGCUGGAGAAGAGAUGCCUGUUGUUUCAAAAACCAACAUUAAGGAGUACAAAGAUAGCUUCUCUAAUGAGAAAUUUGAUUUUCGCAACCAUCCAAAUAUCACUUUCUUCGUCUAUGUCAGUAAUUUCACCUGGCCCAUCAAAAUUCAGAUCGCCUUCUCCCAGCACAGCAAUUUUAUGGACCUGGUACAGUUCUUCGUGACUUUCUUCAGUUGUUUCCUCUCUUUGCUCCUGGUGGCUGCUGUGGUUUGGAAGAUCAAACAAAGUUGUUGGGCCUCCAGGCGUAGAGAGCAACUUCUUCGAGAGAUGCAACAGAUGGCCAGUCGCCCUUUUGCCUCCGUAAACGUUGCCUUGGAAACAGAUGAAGAGCCUCCUGAUCUUAUUGGGGGGAGUAUAAAGACUGUUCCCAAACCCAUUGCUCUGGAACCGUGUUUUGGCAACAAAGCUGCUGUCCUCUCUGUGUUUGUGAGGCUGCCUCGAGGGCUCGGUGGAAUCCCUCCUCCCGGGCAGUCAGGUCUCGCAGUGGCCAGCGCCCUGGUGGACAUUUCUCAGCAGAUGCCAAUAGUGUACAAAGAGAAGUCAGGAGCCGUGAGAAACCGGAAGCAGCAGCCCCCUGCGCAACCUGGGACCUGCAUUUGAGGCUGGGCCAGGGACUCUCCGUGAGUGAGCGAGCCAGGUGUGGCGUGCCAGCGCCGUCUGCAGGGAGGGGGCAGGCGGGGAGAUGCUGUGCGAAGCGGGCCGAAGACUGGAAACCCUCGAAACAUCUGACUCCUCUGCAUGUUCACAAGCUUUCUUUGCCGGUUUCUCCCAUCUGUGCUCCAGCAUCUAACCUUUUACUUUUGCAUAGGACAUCACUGAUUUAAUUGCAGGUCCAGGGGUGAUCCAGUUGUUGCUGGAGGAGGCUGGGGUAUAGAGCCAGUGAGGGAGCUGGGAAUGACACUCAGGUUCACUUGUGGAAAACUGCUCUUGGGGCCGUCUCAACUUGCAAAAAACAAAAGAUGUAGUGUUUACAAGUAGACAUUCACCAUCCGUCGUUCUUGAACGUGGUCUUUUAAAAAUUAGUCAGAUGAAUGAAUUUGUCCUCAUCUGAAGCCUGCUAUCUUUUUUAAAAGAUGUGCUACUUAUUCUUGCACGAUGUAGGCAAAUCUCUCUCUUCCAGGGAGUAGCUUUUUUCUAGUUGAGAAUUAACAAUGGUCUGGCUCUUUUGAAUCAUAUCAAACUAAGGUAGAAGGGAGCUAUUUUAAAUGUCAAGGUCAGCAGUGUUACUUAGAAUGUAAACUGAUGUAGUAGGUAGUUUUCUAUAGCAACUUGAUUAAUUUAGUCUUAAUCCAUUUGAAAUUUUCUCCCUCUGUCUCUCUUUCUCUUCAUCUCUGUCUCUCUUCUCUCUCUCUCUCUCUCUCUCUCUCUCUCUCUCUCUCUCACACACACACACACACACACACACACACACACACACACACACACUAAGUGCCUAGACUUUAAAUAGAUCUAGCAAUUGGAAAGUUAGUAAGCCUGUGUUUUUACAUAAUUGCAUUCCUACAUUCUUACAAAAUUUAAAUAGCUACCAUUGGCAAUCUGCUGUUUUUCUAAAAUCUGAUUUGCAGCCAGGGAAAGAAUUUUCUCACCCCAGGGAACGUUUAACCUAGCAGCAGGGACUGAGAGGAAAGCGGAAGUGACCAAACUGUGAAAGCUCCUGUUUGUGUUGUCAUCAAAAGGGGCCCUAAAUAAGGUGUGGUUCUCGUGUGCCCCCUGCCCCUCUCCCCAACUCUAGGCCUGAUGUUUGCUCCAGCCCUUCUGGCCACUCCUGCCAGGACACCACAGAGGAAGGGACUCGUUCAUGUUACACGUCUCCCUUGAACAGAAAAGAGCAUGACAGCACUUGGGACCCCUGCACCUAAAAGCAACAGUGUGUUCCUGUAGCCUGCUCAAAGAAUGUGGGUCAUCCUCAGGCUGCUGGUGGAAUCGCACGCCCAAAGCCUGGAGAAGGACCUGGGAUUGUUUGCCCGUUCUUCUCCGGGAGAGGCUCAGCCCAGCUCUCCCAUCCUCCUUCCCAGACCUGGGUGGUGGCUAUGGGCGGGGCAGUGACCACUGUGGACGAUGAAAAGCACAUGGAGGAAAUGGAUGAGGAGGAAUAACUAUGCCAAGUGGAAAGUGACCAAAUUUAAGUGGGGUAGGGCAGUCCUGCUCUUCUCCCCAGGCCACUGCCUGGGUGUCGUGUUGUCCCUGUGUAUGGUGCUCUGUAUUCUGGCAUUAUGCAGCAGCCUCCCCAGGUCUGUAUUCUGCUUCAAAACUUUGGAGUUCUCUGACAUUACCCCAUAGGGAUGGACCUUUAGACGACAAAAUGCUCAAGUUUGUGAAUUUGGAGAAAUUAAUACUCAAAAGGGCAAAGACUGCAGCAUUUCACCUUUAAAUGCAGUGCCUAGAGCAGGAGUGCUGUGUCUUCCCCAGCACCAACCCCUCACCCACGAAGAGCUGCCUGGAAAGAUGUUUUCAAGGAAGUCGAACCAUAAAACACUGUCUGAUGCACAAAACACCUCUACUUUGAGACUUGUCUCUCAAAAAGCUGCUUCUUCACAUCAUUGGUAAAGAGCAGACAAUUCUAGAAAGGACCCCUUCUCUUCCAAGCUUCCCACAUCCCUGCUCCACACCACAGCACCCACAGAGCCUGCCACAGAGUGGCGCUUUACCCCUGCAAUUGCCAUGAGGCCUCUUGGCCAGAGAGAGGGAAGCCCCUGGAGAGGGACCUCCCGUAAGGAAAAUCCUUGUUUGUUCGAAGGACCAGUGUUUCUUUGGCCAAAGAAGUCUCUUCCCCAUGGGUUUCCAGGCCUUGAAAUAACAUGUACUGUGUCCCUCAGCCACCUGGAUAUUUUAUUUUUUUCUAGAAGAUAGUUUAUUUUUUAAAAGGAGCAAGUGAUGUUUAAUUUUGCUCCAACAGUGGAGAAACAGCUGAAUCCACCUGCUUCUCCUUUGCAGUCAAGAGCGAAGAACUUCCUCCAGACUCAGGCCAGAGGAAGGGAGUGGCAGGAGAAAGAGGCAGUCAGCUUAGGAGCCAGUUGCCAGGAGGGAGUCAUCUGGAACUUCAGAGAAAUGCCUGCGUGUCACAAGAGAGCCUGUAUAUAAGUUAAAAUUGUCAUGAAAACAUCGAUGUUGCACUUGUACAUAAUUAUACAGUAGUGUCCAGAAUGUUCAUUCAGAGUGUACAUAAAACAAAAAACUAUGUUAAUGUAUUUUUAUUAAAUGUAACGGUGUCCGAGUUUUA